GCAUGAUAUUUCGGGAAAUGUGACUCGUGAGAAGCCGGUUGCAUGUUGCAUGUGUGAGAAAGCUCGGUCGAGUCGAGGAGUGAAAGAAAGGGAAGGAAAAGAAAUAAAAGUAAAGAAAGUUAAGCUGUUGGGGAUUUAUUAUGUCCUGCCGACUACUCAAGGGGACUUUUUCUUCCAUAAUUAUACCAUUUCCGCAAACACGAUCCAUCCAUGUCUGCACACCCAAAGGGUCCGUGUUGGAUUACUUUAGGAAAAAAACCCCCACCGAUGUCGUUGCAAAGGAGGAGUCAGGGGAUACAGAUGAGCAGAUAUUUUCCCUAGAAGAAACAAUUACUCCUCCUCUUUCCGAAGAGGAAAUUAACCAAAAACGUAACAAGUCACGAUUACGAGCUUAUCAUCAAAGAUUAGUGAAUGGACAAGUUCCACAUCCAGAACCUGUAUUUUGGACCCAUCACACCGUAGAAUACAAGAGAAGAAUAUUUGGAAAGUAUGGAGAAGCAAGUGAAGUUGACCCAAGAAUUUUAUGGCCUACGCGAAAGCAGUUAAAAAAGAAAAUCGAGUAUGAAAAUAUCUGCAAUCCAUUCACAAUCCAAGAAAUGAUUACAAAAACACGGAAAAUGAAGGCUGCAGAAGAGGAAGCUUUUGAACAGAGAGAGAGGGAGGUUGAUGAAAAGAUGAAACUAGUAGAUAAAUAUAAAGCCGACCUAUUUGCAAAGCAGCAGGCCAAAGACAAAGAGCAAAAGGACGCAAAGGACCGAAAAGAAAAGCUCAUGGAAGAGGUCCGUCGCCACUUCGGGUUUACAGUGGAUUCAAGGGAUGAACGAUUCCAAGAGAUGUUGGCCAAAAAAGAAAAGGAACAAAGAAAGGCUAUGAAGGAAGCCAAAAAAUUAGAAAAGCAACAAAAAAUGCUAGACAAAUUGGAAGCCGAGUCUUCCAAAUCUCAACCAAAACAAAAACCUACACCAAUAGUGGACGAAGACUAGCCGAAUAAUAGGUUUCAAGUGAUAAAAUUUAAGUAUUUAGAGUUUUUAUAAUUAUAAUUCAGAUAAUGGAGCUGUUAAGUAAAUACAAAUGAUAUAUACUGGUCACAUUAAAUUGACGUUUUAUAUAAAA
Molecule: messenger RNA, 1113 nt
Organism: Folsomia candida
Lineage: Eukaryota; Metazoa; Arthropoda; Collembola; Entomobryomorpha; Isotomidae
Product: growth arrest and DNA damage-inducible proteins-interacting protein 1
Exons: 4
Coding region: 141-983 (280 amino acids)
Cellular component (GO): nucleus
Source: RefSeq, a predicted model, not a curated record